CAUCCCCAGCAAGACAGUGCCGGCGUCUCACAUAACGCGACAACAGAAGGAAGGAACGCUAGCCUCAUUUCGAUAAAAGAUCAAUACCAACAAAUAGCUGUGCAGUAUUCCUUCCGUAUCGUAGCGUUGCCGCGGCGUCUACGCACAGGGAAUAUUACAUUAACAAGAUCAAAAGCAAAUUCACUGCAUUUCUGUCGUCUGCUUUGGCUAAGUGACGAUCACACCAGACGCUACCAUAUGGUAGUGGACUAGCCUCGCAAGGAUACUGCUAAUUGGUGACUAACUAAAGGUGUCUGGUUUGUUUGAUAGCAAUAUGGAAGGGAAUGAUGGAAGAAUCGUUUUACUACUGGUUUUCAGUAUAGGUUGUCUCUUUUCCAAUGUGAAUAGUUCAAGUAACGCCACAGGUAGUCCGAUAGCUAAACCAACUACGGGUAAACCAGCUCCAGCUGUCACUGUAAAUACACCACAACAAUCAACAAAAGGAAAUACACCAACCGUUGCCCCGGCGACAACGACAACUCCUCCAGUGCCUAGUUUUGUUCUCUCCCAAAACAAUAAGCCAUGUUUAAAGGCGGCGUUCAGGGCUCAGUUUACAGUUGAAUAUGAAUCAAGAAAAGCAAAUAGCACAACUGAAAUGAAGAGUGCCAUCAUAACCUUACCCACCUCAGCCAAGGUCACAGGAACAUGUAUGUCAACCAACAUCACAAAAGCAGAAUUAACCCUUUCAUGGGAUAGAUACUCAAUAAGAAUAUAUUUUGUGGAAAGAAAUGUCGAUAAGCCCGACAUAUUUUCCUCAGAAUCUGAGAAGUGGUUGGUAACCACGGCAACCAGACUCGUUUUUAGCUACAACACGAGUGAGAACGUUGCGUUCGAGUCUCCAGUGAAGGAACAAGAAAUCGAAGCCAGUUCAAAAUCGACCGACUUGUUCUUCGAGAAUCCACUGAACACAUCCUACACGUGCAUCAGCGGGAAUGACUUCACCCUGGUCACGGAACACAACACCACUGUCUCACUGAAGCUGACCGACGUCAAGAUCCAGGUGGUCAACACACCCAUGAAUGGAUAUUCAGAGUCUCACUUGUGUGAAGGAGACAAGUCGUCCCCGGAACAGAAUAUCGUCCCAAUCGCAGUAGCAGGCUGCCUUGCCGGGAUCAUCCUAAUUGUCAUUUUAGGCUACCUCAUCAGCAAAAGGACCCACAAGCCAACUUACACCACGUUUGAUGAGUAAUCAAGAAGGUGCUUAGGUCAGGCAGAGCAACACGACUUUCCUAACUUGAUUUCCGUAGACCUCGCACUGUCCAGUCAGAUGUGACAGUACCUGUUUCACCGGGGCUGUGAUUGGCAGUAAAACAACCAGUCACCAAGCUGUAUUUUUGGAGGUGCCCGGUCAAGGUCAUUUUAGGAAAGCGGUGUUUGGCAAGAAUGAAGAAAUGUUUGAAAUGAAAGCUAAAGGAAAGAAUAGAAUUGAAGUAUGGGAAGGAAGGAAAGUAUCUUGUUUCUGUAGCCGGCGGUCAUGGCCGUGUUUGAGAGUUAGGAAGGCGGCUGCUUCGAAGAAGUGCGCGCCAGGUAAUUUCGCCGCUAGGUGGCUGGGUGUAUUGCAAUAGGAAAGUAGCUCAUUGCAGGAUGGUAAAAUCUACCAAGCUCUGUUGGUAAUCUAAGGGCUCCACCAAGCAGUUCUUAUUAAGGCCAACGGCUAGGAAUACUAUUCAUGACCGAAUUCCGCGAAAAUACGGCAUUUGAAUACAUGGGGUUAGUAGCGGGGUGGGGCUACCAGGCCUUAUACUGGGGGUGAAUAUAUUAGAUCUAUAGAAAGCUAUAGACCAAUUGCAAGUGAGGUGAGGGGACAGUCAAUAAAUUUGGAGAGUAGAGUUUGCACUGUCUUUUAGCGAUAAGGUCAACAGCGGCCGAAUCAACUGUUUGUUUUGUCAGAUAUGUUCUAGUUUUUCCUCCAUAUAUAAUUUGCUUCCAAGAUAACAAUCAAAAUAUACACAAUGCACAUAUACAAACAUCUAGUAUAGUUUGUAGAUAGAAACCAGACGUAUAGCCUACAAUCAUCCUUUAAAGUUAGAUUAUUAGCGGAUUCAGUACAGUGUCAGUCAAAAGCAAAUAAUGGCUGUAAUUGUUAUUCAGAGAACGUGCGCCCUCCUUAGAAUCCCAGCGGAGCUACCUACUUAACAGAAGAGGAACUAACCGGUGUAUGAUGUGUACACAAACGAAGUUCCUCUUCUCUUUCAGUUAGUGCCACCGCUGGCCUUCUAAGGAGCACACAUUUUCUCUGUAGAUGUCCGAAUAUGCCUUUGCAUGUUAAAGGGAUUCUCUUAAGCAGCAUGAUAAAAGUUAUGGGGUUACUUGCUUAUGACUGAGGCUGUACACAUAUUCUAGUCUGCAGUCUGCCCUCAUCAGCAAUGUUGUGAACAGAGAUUGAUUGUAAAAUAUUGUAUAAAGUGAGAAGUCUGUGAUCAAAUCAUCAACUUUAUUCUUAACAUCGAAAUACUCAACAUUAUUAUAUACUCUGUAGGAAAGGCUUAAUAAUCUCACAGCUUCAAGGCCUUGGUUCCAUUUUUACAAGUGGACGCAUCUUUCCUGCUGCGAUGGCGACUGCAGAAAGCCGUGCUCGGCUACCCGCUGUGGGCGUGAGUUGGACAGGUUAGUAACAAUCUAACAAUAUGAAAUUACCAGGUCGAGAUGGAGAUUGUUAUGCCUCAUCCACCGAGUUAAGUAUCAAUAUUAUACAUGUAAUUAACUCAUUUUGAAUAUACUUAAAUCCAAGUAUAGAUUAUACUUGAUCAUGUUUUGUGGCCGAAUGUUUGUUAAGUCUAGUUUAGUCUUUCGACUCAGUCUGGACUGUUAACCAUACAUUCUCCACGCCUGUAUAGUUCUGCCGUCUACAAUAUCUGAGCGACAGCAGAUCUUUGAAGCGGCCAAACUCAAAGUUAGUAUUGAUGAAUCGAUGACUGACAUUCGUCUGCGCUGAUAAAGUGAUGAGUCAGCAAAUUCUUAAGACGGUUGAAGUGAUAGUCGUAUUAUGUUGACACGUACAGUAAUGUGAAUGUGACCGACGUCGUUUUUAGCAUUUCCUCAGAUGACACCACGGCUGUAUGGUUAGCAGUACAGAUACAUGUAUGCAUUUCAUUGGUUGUGAAGCGUCAUUUCAUGUAUGUUGCUAUACCUCUGCAUUGUAUUACCUACCUCUUUUAUAAAAGUGGGGCCUCCACCAUUGCCAGAGUUUUGGCUGCGACUGAUCAAUGCCAGACUCACUAGCGGAAUUACGGUACACUUCACAACACUUCGUAAAGUAAUAUCCGGUUAUUCAAUCGCAAGGGCAGCCCUCAGUCGCAGCCCCAUCGGAAGAUAGUCGCGAUGGUGGAUUCCUCGCUUCAGAUUGACGUCCAUGUAAUCCAGUGCUUCUCCUCUGGAACUACAUACCUAACUACAUCAUCCAGCCCUGAAAUAGCACUCCUGGCUGACAUCGACAGUGCUGGCGUCCGCUGGAAGUUCAGUAUAAGAGUCUCCUUGGCAUCAGUGCUCUUACAUCGAUAUGGACAAUGGUUAAAAACUCCAAUGACUAAGCAAUUAUACUGAACAUUGCUGAUUGGUAUUUCAUUAAUUUCAUUUCUCUAUUUUUCAAAUAUCACACAUUUUAACCGUUAUCACAUGUACAUGUAUAUGCGUAUUUAUAUAACAUCAAAUGUUUGUGAUCUCAUCAAUAAAGUUUGUGACCGAUCCAAUAAA
Molecule: messenger RNA, 3732 nt
Organism: Lineus longissimus
Lineage: Eukaryota; Metazoa; Nemertea; Pilidiophora; Heteronemertea; Lineidae
Product: lysosome-associated membrane glycoprotein 1-like
Exons: 7
Coding region: 314-1228 (304 amino acids)
Biological process (GO): establishment of protein localization to organelle
Cellular component (GO): late endosome membrane; lysosomal membrane; plasma membrane
Source: RefSeq, a predicted model, not a curated record